Molecule: messenger RNA, 926 nt
Organism: Parus major (Great Tit)
Lineage: Eukaryota; Metazoa; Chordata; Aves; Passeriformes; Paridae
Gene: G6PC3
Product: glucose-6-phosphatase catalytic subunit 3
Exons: 5
Biological process (GO): gluconeogenesis; glucose 6-phosphate metabolic process
Cellular component (GO): membrane
Molecular function (GO): glucose-6-phosphatase activity
Source: RefSeq, a predicted model, not a curated record
CCACGGCUCCGUGCUCUCCCUGCCCGCAGGUUCCUGUUCGGGGAGCGCCCGUACUGGUGGAUCCACGAGUCGGGGCUCUCCAGCCGGGAGCAGCUCCCGCUGCACCAGUUCCCGGUCACCUGCGAGACGGGCCCGGGGAGCCCCUCGGGCCACUGCAUGAUCCUGGGGGCGGCCCUGUGGCCGAUUGUCACCACGCUGAGCACGGCGGUGUCCCGGUACACGCGGAGCCGGCUGCUCAGGCUGGUCCCGUUCCUUGCCUACAUCCUCCUGCUGGUGGCCAUGGGGCUCUCCCGGAUCUUCGUGCUGGCCCACUUCCCCCAUCAGGUGGUCACCGGCUCCCUGGCAGGGAUGGCUCUGGGCUGGGGGCUGCAGCGCUGGCCCCCCAACUUCCUCAAGUGCCGCUUCUUCCUGGUGACGGCCCUGGGGCUGCUCCUGGGCGCGCUGGCCCUGCACGGGCUGGCCACGGCCGCGGGGCUCGACCUGGACUGGUCGCUCCGUCGGGCCAGCGCCCGCUGCUCGGACCCGAGCUGGCUGCGGCCCGAGACGCGGCCCUGGGCCUCGCUGUGCCGGGUGAGCGGCAGCGCGCUGGGGCUGGCGCUGGCCGCCCGGCACCCCCUGAGCCGCCGCGCUGCCCAGGAGCUGCGGGGGCUGGAGCCGCCGCUGGGCAGCGCCACGCUGGGGCUGCUGGCGCUGGACGUGCUGCACAAGCUGCCCAAGAGCGAGGACACGGCCCUCUGGUACCUCAACGUGGGCGCCCGCUACACCCUGGGGCCCGUGCUGGUGGGCUCCCUCCUGCCCCAGCUCAUCCUCACCCUCCGCCGGCUCCGGGCAGCCCCCUAAACCCCCUAAACCCGCCCCCCAUAUAGAGUAGGGGGCCCCCCUCCGCUCCCAGUUCAUCCCCGCCUGUCCCAGGGACCCCCAAAUUG